Molecule: messenger RNA, 714 nt
Organism: Paramecium sonneborni
Lineage: Eukaryota; Ciliophora; Oligohymenophorea; Peniculida; Parameciidae
Source: the annotation of a GenBank genome assembly
AUGCAAGAUUAAGUUUUUAAAGCCAUUUAUUUGUCUUAGAAUCAAUUCAAUGAACUAUUUAGUGAUUCUUUACAAGAAUCUUCAAUCUUAGAUGAUCAUCAAAAUUAUGAUAACCAUUUUCCAAAUUAAGAUUCAUUAGCUGAUUUACCUCUAGAGUUUAGUUUUUCUGCACUACAUUUGAUUAAUUCCUAAAAAUCUAUAAAUGAUGUUUAAAAUAAAGAAAAGCCUCCAACUAAUGUUUUAAUCAGCAAGGAAUAAUAUUAAUUGAUUAUGUUGAAAAUGGAACAGAAUAAAAAAUUGAGUGAAUAAAACUAAUAAAUGAUCAAAGAGAACUAAGAAUAAAUCUAAAAACGUAAAAAACUUGAAGAUUAGAAUGCUGCAAUGCUAGAUUAAAACUUUUAAAUUAAGAGAGAAAUAUAAGAAAUGAAACAAAAAUUAUUUAUUUGUUAGAGUGCUAUAACAUUAAGAAAGGAUAAAUAAAUUAAUGAAUUAAGAAAUCAAUAUAAAGAGCUUUAGGUUAAAGCAGCAAAUAAAUAAGACACAUAAUAAUCAACAAUUCUUACAGAAAACAGUACUGUAGACUCUGAUAAAUCCAAUUCCUAUUAUUGUAAUACAAGUAGAUUAGUAAGAGUUGAUCAAAGCUCUUCUCAUCAUUAAACAAAAAAACCUUAUAGAAGCAGAAACAAUUCUUUUGUAAAAAUCGUUAAAAAUUGA